AAAAAGCAUCGCUGAAACAAUUCAACCAAAGAGCUCAGUUAUCUUGUCUUCUCCCAAAAAUUGCCCUUUGGAAAGCUGAAAAAUGCCGCUCAAGUUGUCGAAUGCAACCGUUUCAAGCUUUGAUAAGGUAUUCGAGAAGUUCAGAUCAGAAGCACCCAACCACAAAGCUAAUCUCAUUCUCUUCUUGGCUGACAAAGACCCUUCAACUUCUCUCAGCUGGUGCCCGGACUGUGUGAGAGCUGAACCGGUGAUAUACAAAACCCUGGAAGCAUCACCAGAUGAUAUAGCACUUCUGCAAGCUUAUGUUGGAGACAGACCAACAUGGAGGAAUCCCCAGCACCCAUGGAGGGUCGACUCAAGGUUCAAGCUCACUGGAGUUCCAACACUCAUCCGCUGGGAGAAUGACACAAUUAAAGGUCGCCUUGAGGAUCAUGAAGCCCAUAUCGAGAACAAAAUCAAUGCCCUUGUUUCCACCAAUUAAAUUCCUGUAUUUUCACAUGCAAGAUGGGUGAGAAUGCUAUAAAUUUUAAUUCCAUCUUAAACAUUUUACUGGCUUGUAAUGGUGCACUUAAAUAGCUAAUGAAUAAAGCAUCUACGCCUCUCGCAUGUUAGAUAACUUGAGGCUUUUCUUGCUGCA
Mangifera indica (mango) is the source of this 637-nucleotide messenger RNA. Its product is annotated as thioredoxin-like protein Clot. Gene Ontology annotation, cellular component: cytosol. The record is from RefSeq and is a predicted model, not a curated record. The transcript has 2 exons. Gene Ontology annotation, molecular function: protein-disulfide reductase [NAD(P)H] activity. NCBI's taxonomy places the organism in Eukaryota, Viridiplantae, Streptophyta, Magnoliopsida, Sapindales, Anacardiaceae. Bases 83 to 481 code for a protein of 132 amino acids.